UCCCCUUACAUCUUUAAAAGCUUCUGAUUUGCUUCUAUUAGGUUAAAAAUAAAAAAAAUUAGAUUGGAAGCAAAGCCAAGUGUCUAGCAAUUGUAGCGAGCGUGUGAGGCCAUGGGAAGAUCACCUUGUUGUGACAAAACAAAAGUUAAGAGAGGGCCUUGGUCUCCUGAGGAGGAUAUCACACUCAAGAACUAUGUCGAGAGAUUUGGCACUGGUGGCAAUUGGAUUGCUUUGCCACACAAAGCAGGACUCAAGCGCUGUGGUAAAAGUUGUCGUCUGAGGUGGCUUAACUAUCUUCGGCCAGACAUCAAGCGAGGAGGCUUUACUGUUGAGGAAGAUGACAUUAUUUUGACUUUAUAUAAUAAUAUAGGAAGCAGGUGGUCUGUGAUAGCUUCCCAUCUCCAAGGAAGAACUGACAAUGAUGUGAAGAACUACUGGAACACCAAGUUGAAGAAGAAGCUAUUGCCUUUGCCUCCAACAGAAAACAACAGCAACAACACUAGCACUAUUACCACUAACAAUAAUGCCUCUUACUUCAGCUCAUCAACAGCCUCAUCACCAUUAGUCACUAAUCUUGACACAAACACUUAUCAUUCUCAUGGGAAUUCAAUAUUUUCCAAUAAUAUGAUAUCUGCAAGUUUUCAACCUGCGAUGAAUGUAAAUUAUCAGCAAAAGUUUCUUCCACAAGGGUUGGUUUCAGAAGAACCAGUGGUUCAAUCCUCUCUUCCAAGGUUCAUAGAAGUUUCAGAGAUUGGCUCAAGUGCUGCAGAUGGUAGUACCUUUAGAGGAAUUUCAUUAUCUGAAGAAGUUGCAAGCUUUUCGGAUAUUGAAAACAAGUAUGGGUUGUGGUCUGGUAAUGGAGGAGGUGAAGAUGAAGACAAUGAUGAUCGGUGGUUAAUGGAUUUAUUAGGGUCUAGUUUCUCCUAUGAUCUUCUAAAUAGCUUUGGUUAUUAAGAGAAAACCAAUGAAUUUUAUCCAAAUUUAGCAAGCUUUCUCUAAUCUAGCAAUAAUGAUAUGAUGAUAAUGUAGAAAUGAGAUUGUCUUGCCCAUCCAGUUGCUCUUUGUGGGCUUAUAGAAUUUAUUUUGAUGAUCCGUUUUGUUUGUAAUUUAAGUUUAUGUGCGUCUAUGAUUUUUUUAAAAAUAGAUUAAUUUGAUAAUUGUGACUAAUGAAG
Molecule: messenger RNA, 1172 nt
Organism: Camellia sinensis
Lineage: Eukaryota; Viridiplantae; Streptophyta; Magnoliopsida; Ericales; Theaceae
Source: RefSeq, a predicted model, not a curated record